GUCGCUGCCCGCCCUCGGCGACCCCAGAGAAGUGCCCGAGUGGAGGGCUCUGUUGACAUCGCUGAGCCCAAAGCUGAGCCCAAAGCUGAACCCGCUCCUGAGGCUCAACAGGACGAGAGCAUCCCUGACGGCGCUGUGUCGAGUCGCCCGAAGCCCUCCCGCUCUGCAGCAGUCAAACCCAUAGCAGAGCGCAAGACGGGCCCAAAAGGCCCAGGGCACCACCCAGUCAGGGCUGUCUCUGUCCCCCACCCACCUGUGAGCAAGCCCGUGCCUCCUCACAUGAACCCUCAUGCACAGAGAGCCUUCUCUGUCGCAGGUACAGCUGACACUCAGGCCCAGACGCUGGAAGACUUCAGGGUGCACAUCAUCACUUGGAACGUGGGCUCGGCCACUCCACCUGAUGACAUCACCGCCUUGCUGGGGCUGAACGUGGGCGAUGGAAACACAGACAUGUACAUUAUCGGGCUGCAGGAAGUGAACUCUAUGAUUAACAAAAGGCUGAAAGAUGUCCUCUUCACAGACCAGUGGAGCGAGGUCUGCAUGGAGAGACUCAGCCCCUUUGGUUACGUGCUGGUGACCUCCCAGCGGAUGCAGGGAUUGCUACUGCUGGUUUUCGCCAAGUAUUUCCAUCUGCCGUUCCUCCGCGGCGUCCAGACCGAGACCACCCGCACUGGCCUGGGGGGAUACUGGGGGAAUAAAGGUGGAGUGAGCGCCCGCAUGUCAGUGUUCGGUCACACCGUCUGCUUCCUGAACUGCCACCUGCCGGCUCACAUGGAAAACUCUGAGCAGCGCAUGGAGGACUUCGAGAGCAUCCUGCAGCAGCAGCAGUUUGAGGGCCAGGCGGCCACUGGGGUUCUCGACCACGAUGUGGUGUUCUGGUUGGGAGAUCUCAAUUUCCGCAUUGAUGACCUGGACAUGCAAGUGGUGAAAUCAGCCAUUGACAACAACAGGUAUUCCAUGCUGUUGGAAAAGGAUCAGCUGAACAUGGCCAAAGACAGUGAGCCGGUGUUGGAGGGUUUCCAGGAGGGGCCGCUGAAAUUCCCUCCCACCUACAAGUUCGAUGUGGGAACAAACACAUACGACACAAGUGGAAAGAAACGCAAGCCGGCUUGGACCGAUCGGAUUCUCUGGCGUCUGAGAGCCACCGCGCCUGCCGCACCUGGCGAGGGGAAGCGCACCUCCAUAUCAGGGCUGACCAACGGGGCCAAAGUGACGCAACACUGCUACCGGAGUCACAUGGAAUUCACCGUCAGCGACCACAAACCAGUCUGUUCCAUUUUUACUCUGCAGUUCCCUUACAAGGUGGAUGUUCCCCUGGUCACGCUCUCUGUGGAGGAUGAGUGGAAUUGCAUUGCUGAUGCGAUAGUCAAAUUCAAGCUGACGGCCAACUUCGCACGCAGCUCCUGGGACUGGAUCGGACUGUACAAGGUGGGAUUCAAACACCACAAGGACUAUGUGGGAUACGUGUGGGCCAAGCAAGAGGAGGCUGACUUUCAACGACAGGAACAACAGGUGACCUUUACCGAGGAGGAGCUGCCCAAAGGCUCAGGGGACUUCAUCAUAGGCUACUAUAGCAACAACAUGAGCACCAUUGUGGGUGUGACAGAACCAUUUCAGAUCCAGCUUCCCACUACAGGCCUUGACGCCAGCUCUUCAGACAGCUCUGACUUCAGCUCAGAAGACGACAGCACUGUCCCCCACAUGAAGACGAGGUCCCGCAGUCCCAGUCCACGGAAGGGCAAACACCGCCGGCAUCGCAGCGGCACCCACAGCGGCGCCCACAGCCGCAGCCGCUCAGGCAGUCCUGCACAGGUCAAAGUGAAAGAGCGCCACCACAAGGAUGCUCCUAAGUCCGGCACCAAAGCUGAGAGUGAGUCUGCAGGGCAUCCAGCAGAGGGCGGCAGCAGCCCGGCGUCCGCUCCUGCUGAGAAAGACCAAAACCCGGUGGAUUCAGGAGUGUGAUGCACCCGGUCCUUCUGUUGUCACAGGUCACAUAACCAACCGUUGUGUGUUUUUAUUUGAUACAUCCACUAUGAUGUAUGUUUUCUGUCGUGAAAAUAUACAGUUUGUGAUGCCAUCCUUUUCAGGAACGGCCCUCUGGCUCGUCCGGAAGGCUCACUUUGCCUUCAGUUGUUUUAUUAAGCUGUGCACAUAUUGUAUGUAUAUUUUUUUAUUUUUGAAACCUUUCACUUUGUUCUGUGUUUCUUGUAGCUUUGUGCGUUCUCAGGUGUGGACAGUACAGGGAGCUGAGCCCUUGCUUUAGGAACUACUCAAGGAGUUCUGGUUAUGUAGAAUAUAAGAGUGGUCCCUUCAUAACCUUUAGAAACCAUCCUCCCUACAUGUCAACAGUGGAUUUUAAUUCUGCACUUGCCCUUUGCAGUCAUGUCAGCAGACUGCAAACAAGCAACAGAAGAGAAACGUGUGUGAUGCAGAGAUAACUCACCCAUCACUCUGUUUGCUUCAGUUGCAGAUCAAAUAUUUUUAAGAAACAAAUCUGCUCAAACCGAAAGAACCACAAGGAAAGAGGGAAAGAUCAGCAUCACCCAUCACUUGUAUGGUUAGUUUGUAUAAAUCUGCAUAUGGACAAGCAGUUUGACUCUUGAAUAUAUUCAAUAUUUUGAAAAUUCCGCAUGAUAUUACACUCGGGGAGCAUUACAAAUGAUCCAGCAAUGGGAUAGAAGUUGCUCUGGCCUGUGUCUAAACAGAGGAGAGCCAAUGUUGGUGGAGAACGAGUCUCUGGGGCUCAGCCACCAGCCUCAGCAGCAGCAGCAGCAGAUCACAUGUCAGCAUCCAGAGGGAGUGUGGGCGUAAGAGCCUUAAAGUGGAUGUGGUUGGUGUGAGAAGCUCGCUGUCAGCUGACAGAACGGUGCUGUCUCGUCAGAACCAGUUGACAAAUUGUUGGCCACUCUGCUCGGCCAGCUCCAAUGAUAAUUAUAGCAAUAUCUUCUCCAACAUGUAUUGCUUAUGACAACCAUACCUUUUCUGUGAGUUAGAGGGCCUCAUCCCAGGCAGGGAGGAGGUUAAGUUACUUUGUUUAGAUGAGUUUACCCACAACACCAAAAUUAUUUUUGUGGUUUUUUCUUUUGAUUCCAUUUCGCAUAUUUAAUCAUAUUUUUGACUUUGUGUGUUUGUGUGAUGAUUUCAACAUGAGGUAGACUUGAUUUUCAAUCUGGAUGUCACUGACAAAUGUGAACAUGAACUCUACUAUGUAGAGCUAUCACAGGGCUUUGUAUUAUACUCUGAGUAGUAUAAUACAAAACUGACAUGUUCCACUAUCUUGAAAUAUCACAAUACCAAUGUGAUAUUUCAGGUUUAUCAAAUGGUCCUUUAGACUUCUUUUACUUGGUGAAUAAUUUUGACUUUUCAGUUCUUCUUCUCUCUUGCUCAGAUUCUUUCUUAUGGAUCCUGGUGAUUAGCUGACAGCGAAAACAGUCACAAUAGUUGUGUUGAUAUGUUACCUUGUGACCUCUUAUACACCAUUGUAGACACUUUGUACCUUUGGGCUGUUAGCGUAGGACAGUGUUUACUGUUGUAGCUGUAACCUCAGUGUGUGUAUGUGUUUCUAUGGAUGUGUGUGUGUGCGUGCGUGUGUGUGUGUGUGGCAGUGAAUGGUUUGCGACUGUGUUGGCAUGGUUUGCUGCUGGACAUACUGUACAUUCCGGUACUGUGAUUUUUGUGCCGUAAAGUGCUGUUUUUGACUCCUCUUUGUUAGAAACGUGGCUGUGACAAUUGUUAGAGAAACAUGUUAAGGACAGUAUAAACAUUUAACAUCAGUGUAAAUGUAGGUAAAAGAAAAUGCAGGAUACUUAAUGCUUUCAUAAAUAGGAAGCCGUUUGAAUCAUAUCAUGGUGCAUUCAUGUAUUUUAUUAAUUUAUAAUAGGGAUAAUCUAGGUUUGCUUUAGAGUAACGUUUGAAAAAGAUUAAGAUUGUAAGAACCUUGUCCUACUUAUGGUCAUUUAGAUAAGUUUGAUCAGUCCUGCAGCCCUGACCAGUGAUUAUAUAUUGUGAAACGUUUAUGAAAAAAAAGCUCUGUUAACAGAAUGUUAUUGUUGUGUAAUUAUGUGGCUAGAGGAAUAGAGCAAAAGAUAUAUGAACAUAUGAAGUAUGAUAAAAAAAAACAUUAUAUAGCAGACAAUCUAUGCCACAAAGUUUAUUUUUACUUAAAUUAUGUAUUUAUUUUCUUAUUUAACUGUUCAAUGAGCCUGAAUUCUGCUGGCCAGUGAGGGAGCAUUAUUUCAACGGAAAUAUAAACAUUAAUUUUGUAUUUGGAACUAUGAAGAGUUAAGAUCAAAUGUUGCUUUUAAUGUCUGAAAUGUAGAUUGUUAUGUCUACAGGUGUUUGUAUCGUGAAUACAUUUAAAAAAAAAUACAGAUAGCGAGGUGUGAGGUAUCGAUUGUUGGCACAUGAGGAUUCAUCUCUGUGAAAUCAUGUGAUCGGUGAGGAGGAUUUUUAAGGGUUGUUUGCUUUGUUCUUCAACCCCUGAAGUAGUGCAACACUGUCCAAAGAAAAAAUAUAUACUCUCCUUCAAA
Molecule: messenger RNA, 4529 nt
Organism: Pleuronectes platessa (European plaice)
Lineage: Eukaryota; Metazoa; Chordata; Actinopteri; Pleuronectiformes; Pleuronectidae
Gene: inpp5jb
Product: inositol polyphosphate-5-phosphatase Jb
Exons: 12
Biological process (GO): negative regulation of peptidyl-serine phosphorylation; phosphatidylinositol dephosphorylation
Cellular component (GO): plasma membrane; cytoplasm; ruffle
Molecular function (GO): phosphatidylinositol-4,5-bisphosphate 5-phosphatase activity; phosphatidylinositol-3,4,5-trisphosphate 5-phosphatase activity
Source: RefSeq, a predicted model, not a curated record